This is a messenger RNA of Penicillium oxalicum, 684 nucleotides long. RefSeq names its product ankyrin repeat domain-containing protein. Bases 1 to 684 code for a protein of 227 amino acids. Gene Ontology annotation, molecular function: protein binding. The record is from RefSeq and is a predicted model, not a curated record. The transcript has a single exon. NCBI's taxonomy places the organism in Eukaryota, Fungi, Ascomycota, Eurotiomycetes, Eurotiales, Aspergillaceae.
AUGGAUCUCCUUUGCCUACCUAAUGAACUUCUUCUCUCCAUCGCCAGUCAUUUGGCCUGGCAAAGAGACAUCCACCGAUUUGCACAAACCAACUCCCGUAUCUACAACCUGCUCGAUCGCUACCUCUACAAAUACAAUGUGGAGAGAGAUCACAGCUCCGCGCUGUUGUGGGGAGCCGAACAUGGACGCGAGGCCACCGUCCGGAAGGCAUUGAUGGAAGGAGCCAACAUCCACGCUCGAUCAGAAGGAAAUCGAACCCCCCUCUCGUGGGCUGCAGCAAAUGGCCACGAAGCCAUCGUCACACUUCUUCUCUCACAAAAGGGCAUCUAUCCAGACCUACCCACCUACGGCGGGGAGACACCACUGGUCCUAGCAGCAUGGCACGGCCACGACCAGGUGGUCCGGCUUCUGCUGGCCACCCCGGGCGUCAACCCCAACUUUCGAACCGCACGUGAUGAGACGCCCCUGUCGCUGGCCACCUACAGGGGGCAUACCGGGGUGGUCAAGCAACUGCUCGACACCGGAUGCGUGGAUCCGUACAUGCAAAACUUCAGAGGCGAAACGCCAUUGACGCUGGCGGCGGGGACGGGGAAACAAGAUUUGAUGAAGAUGCUACUUGAUCUCCACAGUCCAGAUUUGAGUCAUGUCUCAAAUGUGGCGACCCAGAAGAUCAUUCUAUGCUAA